Molecule: messenger RNA, 2137 nt
Organism: Fonticula alba
Lineage: Eukaryota; Rotosphaerida; Fonticulaceae
Exons: 8
Coding region: 47-1990 (647 amino acids)
Cellular component (GO): cytosol
Source: RefSeq, a predicted model, not a curated record
CUCUCUCUCUCUCUCUCCCCCUUGAGCUUCCUCCUCUCCGGGCGCCAUGGACUUCGAUGCCCUUGUGGCUCUCCCCCUCCGGGAGUCCUUCUAUUUGCUCAAGGCCCUAGAUGCCCAGGCAGCUGCCGUGGCUUUUUGGCAGCCACUGACGGCGGCCCUCGCCCGGCAGAUGGCCCAUGCCGCCGCCGCCGAUGGCCCAGUCGCCUGGCCGGAGCCGCUGUUGGCCGCCCUGCGCCUUGGCAGGCAAGUCUCUCCCACCAGCUCGGGCGCCGUGCUGGGACUCCUGUCCUCGGUGCUUGCGGAUGCCUCCGCCCGGCUGGCGGCGGCCGCAGCAGCGGCCACUAGCUCCCCCGACGACCCGGCAUAUUGCUCUUUGGCCGAUGCCGAUAUCCGACGCGCCGAGGUCAGCCGCACGGAUGAUGCCCCACCCGGACCCCUAGCCAGCGGCCCUGGCGCCCUCUUCUUUUGGCAGAUGGUCGCCAAUGCUGUGUCUGGACAGGAGGCCCCUGGUGUCCAGCUGGGUGACAUGCUUGUGGCCCAUGCGUCGGCUGGCGACUGCAAUUGGCUGGCCGAUCUGAUUGCCUCCUCGUCGGACGAGGUUUUUUCCGUGGUGGCCUAUGUUGUGCACACGUGCGCCGAAAAGUCCGGCACCUUCCUAGGUGCCUGUUCUGCCGCUCCGGCUGGGCGUGAGAUCCUCGGUGCGCUGCUCACGCGCGCUGCUCUCGCCUGGGCCAAUGAUGAUGAGGAUGGCCCGGAAAUGGCUGUCUAUCUGGUUGAAAAGGUCCUGGCCCGGCCUCCGGUCAUGGAGCAGCUGCUUUUUGGCUGUCCAGGAGCCGAUGAUGCUGGCGCCUUCUGGCCGGCCGACACGCGGCCGGCUCGUGAACGCAGUAAGGCCCUGGCCGCUUUGCUGGCGUUCGUGCGCAUCGUGCGCCUGCUGACACGCAUCGACGAGGAGGGUGCCACCCCUGGGAGUGGCCCCCUGGCGGCCAGCCCCGUGCCCGGCCAGCUCCUGGCCGCGGUCUACUCGUCGACCGUGCAUCGGUACUUCCUGGGGCCUGCCUGGCCUGCCCCGGUGGAGAUGGGUCGUGUGCCGGCCGGCGUGCCGGAUUACCUCGACGCCUCCGCCAAGUGCCAUAUCAGCAACCUGACCACCGAAAUGUUGUCCCUCGCUUUGACCGGCCUCAGCGAGUCCGAGGAGUUGGUCUCGGCGCUGUCGUUGGUCCGGUAUCUGGCCGAGCUCUUGUCCUUCAUUGCCUCGGCUGAAUUUGACGACCACCAGGCGGUUUGCUUUGACUCUCCCUCGGCCCGAGAGGAUGUCUUCUUGCCGGCAUUGCCGGCUGAGGCCAUCGCCGAGACACACUUGCGCAAGGCCUUGGUCGAUUCAUCGGCCCAUACCUAUUCCCUCUACCUUCUCUUCUGUCUACAUAGCCUGAUUCCGCUACAGCGCCACGCGGACGAUGCCAGCGCCAUGGACACUGACACCGGCAGCAACACCGCCGGUGCUGGAGCUGUUGGCGCUCUCAAGGUCCUACUUGUCCGAGUGCUGGCCAACCUGGCGGCCCCGGCUCAGAGCCAGGCAUCCGAGGCUCAGAGGCAAGCAGCAUCCAUUGUGUCGGGGACCAAUGCCGUGCCCGACUAUGCCUCCGGUGUGGCGGGCUUUGUCCAGAGGGCCGUUGGCGCCUUCCCCCGAGGGAUCCCCACCUUGCUGGAGCUCUGCCAGAGUGACGUCGCCAACCCCUACAUUCGCGAGUGGGCCCUCCUGGCUGUGCGAUUUAUCACCCUCGGCAGUAUGGCCAACCAGCAGCAGAUCAUGGAACUGGAGGCCCAGGCGGACCGCUCGGCCACCGGCAUCGGGCCCGAAGACGGUGAUGUCACCCUUGGCCCGCAGGUAAACAUUUCUGACCCUGGGGUGGCUGAUGCACUGGAGCGGGCUGGCAUGCGGGUGCGCAUUGACCCGGCUACCGGACGCUUGAAGAUCCACCGGCCAUGAUGUGUGGGUCCCUGUGGCUUUCCCUUCCCCUGUCUUGCCGACGAUUGUCCUUGCAUGUGACCGGGACAAAGGGGGCAAGCAAGCGAGCGAAAGAGGGAAGAACAUGCCGCCGUCAAACGUCAAUGGCAAUAGAAUGCAUGUUUAUUU